UGGCAACAGCAUGGCGUCGAAUAUUUGCAGACAGCUUUUUCGGACAUGGUCUGUUCUUAAAUUUCGCGUUAAUUCAAAAAUCAGUAACUGUCGGAUGCAUCUUUAUAACAAUAUAUCAAAAGUUACUCCUGAUAAACACGUCAAGUUAAAUAAGGGUUGGCUAAUAGCAACAGGCUUUCCAAUAACAUGGUCUCGAGUUGGACUGAGGAAAUUUGUGUUUGGAUCCGUCGGAUUGACAACAGUCUCCUUUCUAUCCGUUGCAUUUUGUUAUGACGGCUCGAUUGACAGUCACCAAAGAUUCCUCCUAGCUGUGAAACAAGGAAAUGUAAAGGAAAUUGAACGGUUACUGAAAACAGGUGUUGAUGUGAAUCAGAAACAUGAGCUUGGGUGGACAGCACUUCAUGUAGCAGCGAUUAGUGGAAACCUCAGAGUUGUACAGUUAUUAUUGAAGGCUGGUGCAGACCCAAGUGUACGCGAUGAGUAUACAAAUCAUGUCACAAUAGCCAGGGAGAGACGGUUCAAUGCAAUGCAUGUGCUGAUGAUAAGGGAGCAAGAGUUCAGUGAGCAGCUCCACCAAAGGGCUUACUUUAAAGACUGUACACCACUUCACUACGCUGUCCUUAUAGAUGAUGUGGACAUUGUCAAGGAACUCCUACAAGCAGGUGCUGAUCCCACCCUGGAGAAUGCAAAUGGCCAUAAUCCUGUUGAAUAUGCCAAGAGCAAGGUGAUGAAAAAAGUGAUCGAGGAGUCCACCCAAAAGUUUAAAGUAAUACAAGAACAGAAAGCAGCUGAAGAAAGAAGGAAGUUUCCUCUGGAGCAGCGACUGAAGGAACACAUUAUCGGACAAGACGGUGCUAUCGCAACUGUAGCAGCUGCUAUCAGAAGAAAGGAGAAUGGCUGGUAUGACGAAGACCAUCCUCUAGUGUUUCUGUUCAUGGGAUCAUCAGGAAUAGGUAAAACAGAGUUAGCCAAGCAGUGUGCAAGGUAUCUACAUAAAGAUGUGAAAAAGGGCUUUAUAAGGAUAGAUAUGUCCGAGUACCAGGAGAAACACGAGGUGGCAAAGUUUAUAGGCUCACCACCUGGUUAUGUGGGACAUGAGGAGGGGGGACAACUCACCAAGAAACUCACUGAAUGUCCGACAGCUGUUGUACUGUUUGAUGAAGUGGAUAAGGCACAUCCAGAUGUAUUGACCAUCAUGCUUCAGUUGUUUGAUGAGGGUCGUCUGACAGAUGGCAAGGGGAAGACAAUAGAUUGUAAAGAUGCUAUUUUUAUCAUGACAUCCAACCUUGCAAGCGAAGAAAUCGCUAACCAUGCCCUACACCUGAGACAGGAAGUGUCGGAGUUGUCUAAACACAAACAUGUAGGGAAACUGGAGGACUUGGAGGCUACUGAGAGGAUCACCAUUUCUAGGCGGUUCAAAGACCUUGUUGUUCGUCCAAUCCUAAAGAGAGCGUUCAGAAGAGAUGAGUUCCUUGGAAGGAUAAAUGAAGUGGUUUACUUUUUACCGUUUUCACGAUCUGAGCUGAGUAAACUGGUGAAUAAGGAACUGGAGUUCUGGUCAGAUCAAGCCUCGAAAAAACAUAACAUCAAACUGAUCUGGGACCAUAGUGUGGUGGAUGUCCUGGCUGAUGGCUAUGAUGUUCACUAUGGGGCCAGGUCAAUUAAGUAUGAGGUUGAGAGGAGAGUGGUAUCACAGCUAGCUAUGGCACACGAGAGACAACUGAUAGAAAAAGGAUGUGUCAUUAAGAUUUCAGCUGUUAAUGCACCAGAUAUGACUAAAUCUGACAGCACACUGCCACAGGCAGCAGCGUCCGACAGCAAGGAAGUGGCCACGAUAAAACUACAGCUUCUAAAGAAGGGAAGGAAAAAUGAAUAUGUGGAUAUCGACUUACAAGACAGCAGUAAUCCUUUCACUACUACAUUUAAAUAGGAGAUUAACUGUUUGUGAUUUUGAAGAAUUGUGAUAGCUUUCUGUUCUGUGCCACAAUGGAUACAUGUACUAACUGAACAGAUCAAAGUUAAGAGUUUCAUGGUUUUUGGGUCAAGGUCACUCACUUAAAAUGGUAGUUAUCUUUUAACUUUACGCAACACAUGUUACUAGUGUAUCUAUUUAUUAUAGACUACAGAUAUAAUACAUGAUAUGUACCUGUUGAUAAUGUAGGUAUAUAUUUAUUGGUACACUCCAAGUAACUAUAGCCAUUUUACAUUUAUUUAUGAUCUGUUGUUAAACUUUUUGUGAGGAUUGAAUUAAGAUACCAUAACAUUUUUUACACAAGUAUAAGCAUGCAGAAUAUAUGUACAUGUAUAUCAAUUUGCUCAAAGUUUGCUUUGAACACAAACUGUUUGGAAAUUAUUUGCAAACUUAAAUGAUAUGUGAAGGAAAGUGUGCAAAUUCUUGUGAAGGUAUAGGUAACUUAGAAAUUAAUACAAUUCUAUUAAAAGUGUUGCACUGUUAUUGCAAUACAUAAAUUUUGAUUACUAGGUAUAUUAACUUCCAUAUUUUUGUCAAUACUUCAUGUCUUUCAUUUUCCUGCAACUGCCAGAUAUUUAUAUGAAAAGAUCUCUUGAGACGGUGGACAUAUUCUUUUUUGUUCAACAUGAAGAAUAUUUGGGACAUAUCUGAUAUUCAGUAUAAGAUCUGGUAUGCUUGGUGUUAUAUGUCAACAUGAACAAAACCUGUUUUAGGGAUUGUAAAGAUAUUGGUCAUAAGUAUAGGACGGGGUUAACAGACAUGGGUAUACAAUAUAUGCCUCCCAUAUAGCAAGGCACAACCCACCAUAUGAAGAGUUAUGGCUUUAAUUCAUUGUGAGGCUCUAUUUAUUUACUUGCAUUACUCUAGUAAGAGACACCAGGUAGUUUUAGCUAUAAACUUUCCCUGAUGAUGGGACACAUUGAUAGUGAUGUAUACUUCCCAGUUAAUAUGGUGAGAUUACAAUUGUGUAAGAUACAAUACAGAUACCGGUAGCUUCUUCAUAUGUACUUGGCCAUCUCAGACGUUUUGUCAUAUAAUUUUGAGUGUUUACAUAUUUGCUGAAAUUUCAUUUCCAUUUCAUUUGUCACCUUACAAAAAAGAAAUUGGUGAAUGAAAUAAAGAUGUCUGUAUAUUUGC
Pecten maximus is the source of this 3109-nucleotide messenger RNA. Its product is annotated as caseinolytic peptidase B protein homolog. Gene Ontology annotation, cellular component: cytoplasm; mitochondrion. The record is from RefSeq and is a predicted model, not a curated record. Gene Ontology annotation, biological process: cellular response to heat. The coding region runs from base 11 to 1930 and encodes 639 amino acids. Gene Ontology annotation, molecular function: ATP hydrolysis activity; ATP binding; protein binding. The transcript has 15 exons. NCBI's taxonomy places the organism in Eukaryota, Metazoa, Mollusca, Bivalvia, Pectinida, Pectinidae.